Molecule: messenger RNA, 5031 nt
Organism: Conger conger (European conger)
Lineage: Eukaryota; Metazoa; Chordata; Actinopteri; Anguilliformes; Congridae
Product: cohesin subunit SA-2
Exons: 32
Coding region: 365-3928 (1187 amino acids)
Biological process (GO): sister chromatid cohesion
Cellular component (GO): cohesin complex; nucleus; chromatin
Molecular function (GO): chromatin binding
Source: RefSeq, a predicted model, not a curated record
AAGAGUGGAGUACUGAAGUUAAUGUUAUCAAGGAACCACAUUUUAUUUUUGAUAUGACAUUAUUCAGUGUAUACUGAGAUUACAUUAUUGAGACCGUGAGAAGAUUUGGAUUACGUAUUUUAUCCGAUUGUAAACGCUCCUCCCUCCGUUGUUCUGAUCAUUGUUGCUUUGUUAUUGCAAGAGAAAACCACAGGAUGGCGUACUUGAGAUUCACAUAUUGGUUGCUAGCUACUGUACAAGGAUUGUUUUCCCACCCAAAUAUGCAUGCUGUCAAUCGGUAGGGUUUGAUCUUUUGUUGGACAGCGGUUUGAACGCACCAUUGACAUAUAUUCACUGCCCAAGUAUGAACAUGACCUGAAAAGAGAUGAUAGCUGAACCAAUAGCCUCCAGAUCCUCAAUUCAAAAAGAGAACUCAGUCAUUGAAGUCACUUCCUCUGGUUCUACAAAUCACAAUGGCAAUGAAAACAGACAAAAGAAUGUGAGAGGGAAGAGGAGGGCACGGGAGGUGUCAGAAAACUCCAAGCGCAGGUUCUCCGAGCCCAGGGGUGGCAGUCCAGGCGGGGCGGAGCGCCACCAUCUUAAAAAUGGGGACAUCGAGGCCGUCACCCUGUUUGAGGUGGUCACCAUGGGGAGGAGUGCCAUUCAGGCAGUGGUGGAUGACUGGAUUGAGGCCUAUCAUGCUGACAGAGACACUGCCCUGCUGGACCUCAUCAGCUUCUUCAUACAGUGCUCUGGAUGCAAAGGCGUGGUCACGGCCGAGAUGUUCCAGAACAAACGGCACACCGAGGUGAUGAGUAAAAUGGUGGAGGAACUUGAUGAGGGGUCUGGCUUACAGUAUAAAAAGUUCCUGGCUUUUCCUUGGAUUCUUACAGUCACAUGGCCUUUGGACAUGGACAGUGGGGAGUACCCCCUCACCAUGCCUGGCCUCUACUGGAAGAGAUUCCGCAGCAACUUCUGCGAAUUUGUGUCAGUGUUGGUGUCCCAGUGCCAAUACAGCAUCAUCUUCGAUAGCCACCUGAUGGACACGCUGAUCUCGCUGCUUACCGAGCUGUCCGAUUCCAGGGUGCGGGCCUUCAGACACACCUGCACGCUGGCAGCCACCAAACUCCUCAGUGCCCUGGUGGGUGUGGCCCUCAAUCUCAGUGUUAGUGUGGACAACAGUCAAAGGCUUUAUGAGGUGGAGAAGGGCAAGGCUACUUCUAAAAGAGCCGGAAUCCGCCUCGAGAGAAUUCAGGCUAAGAUCACUGAGCUGCAAGAAAAGAGGUGCGAAAUAGAAAACAUGAUGGAUGCCAUUUUCAAAGGGGUCUUUCUUAAGAGAUAUCGGGACCUGAUUCCAGAGAUUAGAUCAAUUUGCAUGGAAGAGCUGGGCAUCUGGAUGAGGCUGUACAGUCCGGUGUUCCUCAACGACAGCUACCUAAAAUACCUGGGAUGGAUGCUGCACGACAAGCAACCUGACGUCCGUUUAAAGUGUGUGUUGGGGCUCCAGGGACUUUACGGCGAUACACUUUUAAACUCCAAACUGGACCUUUUCACAAGCCGUUUUAAGGAAAGGAUGGUGUCCAUGACUCUGGAUAAGGAUCAUGAAGUGGCAGUGCAGGCUAUGAGGCUCCUAAUGGUCAUGUCUCAGUCUUGUGAGGACAUCCUGAGUACGGAGGACUGUAAGCACAUGUACCAGUUUGUCUACUCCUCCCACAGGCCACUGGCCGCCACAGCCGGAGAGUUCCUGUACAUAAAGUUACUUAGCACUCCUGCUGUCCCUGAGCCCAGUGACGGGGUAUCAGACCUGGAUCGCCACAGACACCUGGUGGGUGCCAGGGUCCGGGCCCUACUGCAGUUCUACAGGGAGAGUAAGCUCCACCAGCAUGUGGUGUAUCUGGUGGACAGCCUGUGGGACUCCGCAGGAGCUCUGCUGAAGGACUGGCCUUCUCUAACCUCACUGCUGCUCCAACACUCCUCCUCCUCCUCCUCAGGACCAGGUCUGGGCAGCGCUCAUGAAGGCCUUGUGAUUGAACUCUUGCUGGCAUCAGUAAGGCAGGCCGCUGAGGGUCCGCCACAGGCAGGGAGAGGCACCAGCAAGAAGGUGAUCAGUGCCAGAGAGAGAAAGGCCCAGACUGACGACUGCACAAGGCUGACCGAACACUUCCUGGUGGUUCUUCCUGACUUACUAUCUAAGUACUCAGGUGAUGCAGAGAAGGUGUCCUGCUUCCUAAAAAUACCUCAGUAUUUCCAAAUGGACGCCAGUAACACAGCAUGUUCCGAAAAGCACCUGAAGGCCCUGCUGGCUCAGAUGGCUGCUGUGUUGGAGGUGCACACAGACAGCGCAGUGCUGGAGGCUGCUGCCCGCACGUACCAGGCCCUCUGCUCCGAUGACGUGCCGUGGGAAAGCCUGGCGUCUCUGGCCCUGGACGAAAUGGUCCAGGGCUGGGCGGAGAGGCUGGACACACUGCUGAGAGACACGGUGGAGGAGGAUGGCACAUUCACUGCUGAUGAAGUGCAGACAGAAGAGAUUUUGUCCAUCCUGAAGAGAGUCACCACUUUCCAAAAUUCUCAGGACCUAUCCAGAUGGGGGCUCUAUGACUCGGUUUCUCGUCUGCUUGGAGCGGAGGUCCAGCGUGGAGCUCUGCCUCCCCAGGUCACUGUACAGGCCUUGCAGUGCGUGUGCUACGCAGUCCUGUGGCAGCUCGGCUCCUGUGGAGAAGGCUUACUUUCCAGGGAGAAAGCCCUCACUCAGAGGAACCAGCUCCGUGGUUUCUGCGAAAAGUGCCACCGCUGUCUCUCCCAUAGUAACCUCACAGUGAAGGAACAGGCCUUCCUGUCACUGUGCGACCUCCUCACCGCUCACAGCUGUCAGCUCCAGGCGUGGGACCACUCCGCUGGCGCACCCGUCCUCUACACCCCCGACCCCAAACUGCAGAGGGCGCUGUUGGCCUUCAUCAUGGAGCACGUUUUUACCGGAGCGGAGCUCGACAGCCAGAGCAGGGCCAGCGAAAGCGACUCGGCCAUGAAUAAGCUUGAGGAUCUCCACAAGCGCAGAAACCUGCUGGCCGCCUACUGCAAGCUGAUCGUGCACACUGUCCUGGAGAUGAGCAUGGCGGCAGAGGUCUUCAAGCAGUACAUGAAGUAUUACAACGACUUUGGUGACAUCAUCAAGGAGACCCUGAGCAGGACCAGGCAGAUGGACAAGAUUGAGAGCGCGAGGACCCUGGUUCUGUGUCUGCAGCAGCUGUUCCUCAGGUUGAAACAGGAGCAGGACAGUGGGACUACCUGCAGCUCUGGAGUCCAAACCUUCAGCAGCAUCAAGGAGCUGGCCCGUCGCUUCUCCCUCACCUUCGGGUGGGACCAGGUCAAGUCCCGCGAGUCCCUGGCCAUGAUCCACAGGGACGGCAUUGAGUUUGUCUUCCAGGGAUUCGUGCAGAAGUCUGAGCGGCACUCCCCGCCCUACGUCUCGUACCUGACCAUCCUCAGCGAGUUCUCCAGCAAGCUACUGAGGCCUGACAAGAAGACUGUGUACAGCUACCUGCAGAGGUAUGCCGGGGAACACACGGUCAACAACAGGGAUGAGUCCUGGCUACCCCUGGUCUACUACCGAGCGUCUCUGCUGGCCACGGCCGACGGAGAAGAUGCCGUCUCCUUCAUCAGCUCUGAUACCUUCAAGCAGCCCUCCAACCACUCCCGUUCCCCGUCAAUCAAGCAGCCUCCCUCUGAUGGAGAGGUGCAGAGCGGUGCCUGGCUUCCCCUCAGGAGCCCUGACAUGAAGACCCCUCCCUUGUCGGGAUCUGCAGAGGCCAAAGGGAAGAAAGCGUUAAAAUCCAGCACAAGCCAAGAGGGGGAGGAGGCGGAGCUGCGGGUUACCACGGUGACACCGGAGGGCCAGCUGAAUGGCGCCAACGAUGACGUGGAUGUAGACACGGUGGAAGUUGACCUGUAGGCCGGUUGGAGACUCUGUCUGGAUGCUGACAUCACAUCACGGACUCAGUGUUAUGUUUUGAAGUCUGCCCGGAGUCCUGCACUUCCGAAUGCCAUAUACCAAGAAUGUCUAAACUGUGGCAAUUACAUUACAUUACAGUUAUUUAGCUGACACUUCAAUCCAAUGCGGCAGUUGAUUUGUCUAAGCAGGGGCCAAUCGCUCCUGGAGAAAUGCAGGGUUAAGGCUCUUGCUCAAGGGCCCAACAGCUGCACUUGUCUUACUGUGGCUACACUGGGACUUGAACCACCAACAUUCCAGGUCCUAGUCAAGCACCUAAGCCACUAUGGGGUCAAACCUGAUUUUGCCUGUGAAAGAGGUAGAUAUUAAAGAAAUAACUUGAAUGGGUUAAGGUAAGCUGAAUGCUAAGUAUACCAUAGUAGGGUGAUUCAAAACAUGAUUUAUGAAAAUAAAUGGUAUAAGAAAGAAAAUGAGAAACAUGUCAUAUACAUAUUCUGAUCAUACAAUGUCUGAUGCUGUAUUUCCAUGUAAAUGCCAUGCUCUUUGCAGCAGGCAUUGAAACAUCAAUUCUGUUUAAAAAUGAUUUGCUUGCCUUCGCAUCUGACAUUUUUGGUAAUUACAGGUCAUUGCAGGGAUUCUUAUUUUGCCUAUGAAGCUCAUGAUUCCCCCAUGCCUAGUAUAGAAAGACGUCUGUUUAUAAUGUCAGCUGUUGAUUUCUCCUCUGGACAUAGAACGGUUUUGCAUUGUGUCUGUACCCUGUGCCACAGGUGGCAUUACGGUGACAAAAGCAACUUAUCUCUCUUACUGCUCAGACUUGAGUUCUCACAGGUUUUAACAUUGUGACUGGACUUUUUAAGUGCAUACCAGAAGUAAGCUAAGAGAUGCUACAAGUCUCUCUGGUUAGUUCUUUAAUGCAGGGCAUGGUUAAUCACGUACUCGUCCUGCAGUCUGGACAAUACGUAUUGGUAUUGUAGGUUAGAACUAUAUACUGUGGUACGGUACUGUUGUCAGUACUGUAAUUCUCAAAGCUUUUGAAACUUUUCAAAUAACACGUGACCCAGAGCAGGUCCAUUCAUUGUGGACCACGUCACAGUUGAAGAUGAUAU